Molecule: messenger RNA, 878 nt
Organism: Leptidea sinapis
Lineage: Eukaryota; Metazoa; Arthropoda; Insecta; Lepidoptera; Pieridae
Exons: 3
Coding region: 54-785 (243 amino acids)
Source: RefSeq, a predicted model, not a curated record
GGAUGAUACCAUAACUCAUUCAGCAUUGUGCUUGAAGUGAACUUCAGUUGAAGAUGCUUAGAAAACUAGCAUUUGUGGCCUUUUUGGCAAGUGUGUGUAGUAGCCCGGUAGAAUAUGGAAUCGGUGAAAAUAUCGUUGGUGUUGUCUCGGAAUGUAUAGAUAACGAUACAUCGUUAUGUUUGAAGGAAAAGGCAGUGAAACUGACUGAAAAGCUAGCUAUCACGAAAGACCUCAAUAUUUUAGAUGGUCUAUCUCUAGUCAAUACUGGAUCUGCACGGUCAGCUAGGAGUUAUGAGCCAUUGUCAGUGGAUCCCAAGGAGAGGGAAUCUCAGUUGGAAGAGAGGAUAGUAGACAAUGUUGGGGAUUUCUUAGAUAAUCACGUACUGCAGCUACGUUUGUCUGAUGAUGCUGGCGAAUCUAGAGAUCUGGAUGAGGAAGGUCGUGGCAAGAAAAAGAAUAAGAAGAAGCUAAAACAACUCUUACCUAUUCUGCUGCUUUUAAAAUUGAAAAUGGCUGCCUUAAUACCCCUGUUCCUUGGAAUCAUAGCAUUUGUGGCUGUUAAGGCAGUUUUCCUCGGAAAAAUUGCGUUCGCUGUCAGUGCAGUUUCACUUAUUCGAAGACUGUUGGCGAAAAAUAGCGGUGCAUCAGCUGGUGCGAAUUCCUAUGCACCCGCCCAUGCUGAAGAGAAUCCAGGGUAUUCGUAUAAGCCAGCGCAGGGAUGGAGUCGAACGGUUAAUGAUGCGCAAAAUAUGGCGUAUGCCGGACAAUUAACCAGCUUAUCAUAAGUAUUAGAAUGUGAAUGUAUAUGUGUGUGAGCGCCCUAAUUUUACCUCAGUUUAAUUAAUUUAUUAUAUUUAUUAAAUUAUUGAACAAUUAAA